GAUUCGGAUCUCUCCUCGCGCUAGGAUCAGCUACACUAGAACAGUUCAGGUUGUGGCAGCAGUGCCCUAAGUACGCCAAACCACGGCAUUAUUGCCGUAUUCUGGAAAAUCUGUCCUUUUUCUCGGGGGGAAAAAAUUACUCGGAACGGAUUCCAUGUCCGUUGAAACAUCUUCAGCACUCAGCAAAAAUAAUCUGUUAAUCCCCAGACUCCCAAACUGAGGAAACAGACCGGGACCGUUGGGACUUCUAGGACAUAUUCUGGUUACUACUGCGCAAAAAAGUACAGAGAAUCUUAUUAUACAUACUUGUAUUGUGGAGCAAACGGAUCGGAUGCAUUAAACGCCGCGUUAUUCAGGGCACAGGGUUGAACAGCCGCACUGGAUUCAACGCUUGGGAUGCGGGAUCCCUGAACUUAUCUGCUUCUUAUCCGCCUCGUCGAGCGGACUUUUCAUCUGCAGAAUCAGAGAGUCGAUGAGCAUCUUAUUCGUGCUUUGGAUUUGAUCUCAGUUGCUGCCUGCUCUAAACUCUUCUGCAGACGUUGCGCUGAAUGCAGUUUUAGUAUAACAGCUGACUUUCUGUCGUAAAGUGAAGGGUGGACAGAAGUGGAUUGUGUUGAAGUUGCAUGAAUCACCGGAUCGCUGUUUGCAGAUCGCGAUAUCAGAUCGGAUAUUUGGCACGAGGCGUGAAGCGUGAUGAUGAUGUUGGCGACUUUUUGGAUAGUCCUGCUGGUCGCGUUAAACGCUCCAGCGGGUAAUGGGCAGUCAGUGCAGACGGACCCCAUUAAGUCCGGAUUUGUGGGUGACACGGUCGAACUGCGAUGUGUCUUCAUCAACGGUAAGCCACCAGUGAAGAUCUCUCAGGUCACCUGGCAAAAGCUGAUAAAUGGCACCAAACAAAACGUCGCCACCGCUAACCCAGACUUGGGAGUAUCAGUGCUGCCCCCUUUCAAAGACCGUGUGAGCUUCAAGCAUCCUGCUGUGCGCCAGAGGUCCCCCUCUACUCUUGAGGAUACCACCAUUGUCUUCAGCAACCUCCGGCUCUCUGAUGAGGCAGCCUACAUCUGCGAGUACACCACCUUCCCAGCAGGCAACAGGGAGAAUAUGGUCAACCUCACCGUCUUUGCACGGCCAGUGACCCAGAUGACCUUGACUUCAUCUACCAUCGUGGCAAGGACGCCGAAGCACAAGAUACCUGUUGCCAGCUGCAUGUCGGCUAACGGCAAACCUCCCAGCGUCAUCAAAUGGGACACCACUCUGAAGGGUGAAGCCACGUUUCAGGAAACGCGCAAUCCAAACGGCACCGUGACCGUGCAAAGCAACUACAUCUUGUUGCCCAGCCGCGAGACCCACCGUCAAAAGCUGACCUGCAUCGUCACCUACCAUACAGACCGCUUUAUUGACAGCGUCAUACUCAAUGUUCAGUAUGAGCCAGAGGUAAAAAUCGAGGGAUUUGAUGGGAACUGGUUCCUGAAUCGCGAAGACGUAAAGCUGACAUGCAAUGCAGACGCCAACCCAGCCGUCACCGUCUACCAGUGGAAACUGUUGAAUGGAUCCCUUCCCAACAACAUUGAAAUCAAGAACAACACCCUGUUCUUCAAAGGCCCGGUGACCUAUGAGUUUGGCGGUACAUACGUCUGCGAUGCAACCAAUAGCAUUGGCACACGCUCUGGACUCGUAGAGGUCAACGUGACGGAAUUCCCUAACUCCCCGCGUUUUGAUGACCCUGACAUCCCAAAGGCGGUGCAUAGUUCCGGAGCUGCCAUCGGUGGUGCGGUCGGUGGAGUGGUCCUGCUGGUGGCCGCCAUCGCACUGCUUGUCUUCUUCCUGCGGCGGCGUCAGCGCACCUUUAAAGGCGACUACAGCACCAAAAAACAUGUAUUCGGGAAUGGAUACAGCAAGGCCGGCGGCAUGCCUGCCCAUCCUCCGAUGCCCAAGAACCUGCAGUACCCUGACGACUCAGAUGAUGAAAAGAAACCAACUCAAAUUAGCGGGCCCGGUGGUUUCGAGAGCGCCGAUCAGGAUUUUGACGGCAACUCUGAGGAUCUGAAGAGACCCUAUUUCACUGUAGAUGAAGGCGAAAGUCGCGAUUACGAUGAACGGACUCUCCCCUUCCAGUACGACCCCGAGCCCGAGAUCACCGACGACAUGGUCUCCCAAAACGACGGCUCUGUUAUUUCAAAGAAAGAGUGGUAUGUGUAGAGUGGCAUGCAACAUCAAGGAAAAAAGGUCGACCUUUUGCCCUCUCCUGCAUCCAACCACAUCCAUCCACCUCCAUCACUAGAACCCUCCCUCCAUGUGUUUUUCCCUAUCUGCACAUCCCAUCCCUGACCCAUUUACCUUCGCCCCCAUCAGAGUCCAUCGAAAUAAACAGCUCUAGAAAAAGCAUCAACACGUCUACAUCAACAUGCUUUUAGAUGAACCUGCAACAACAGCUAGAGGUUUUCUCAGUGACUGAUGCCAAUCGACAUCCAGUAAGGCUGGACAUGCAGGUAGCUUGAACAUAUUACGGUGUAUUAUCAUUUUUGUCUCAUUUUGUUGUUAUUAUACAUGUAUUAAAUGUAUAAAAAGAGACUGUAAGUGUUUCGGAAAGGGGUAUAUUGCUGAUCAUGUUGUGAAAGUCUAACACUGGAUGUAUGAUUAUUAUUAUUUUUUAAUAUUGUCUUGUUUUUUUUUGUUUAUCUCCUUAGCAUAUCACCAUUACUUUUACAUUAAUCAUAGUUUUGUCUGUUUUUAAAUAAUCUUGUUUUUAUAUGGAGUGUGAGUUACCAGAAAAUGUGGAACUAAAUAGUAGAAUAAAUAUUCCUGCUCAUACAUGUGCCGUUGUGAGGUCAAAGGUUGCGUUAACACUAUCGUGUUUAAUGGAAACAUCAUAAUCCUGUGGUUCUUGGUACAAACGCCGCUCCCAACUUCCUAAAGGACCCAGAAUGUACAUCCAGGGGUCCGACAAUGUGGCAUAGCCUUGAAGUGUACAAUCCAAUGGAACAAAAAUGCAUGUGGUUUCUGACUACUCUCCAAAAACAGUAUUUAUUUUAAGACCCAGCUCUGCUGAGAGCUGAGGAACACAUCUGCAGCGUUAGUCAUAUGCACACUGCAGUCGAGCAUGCAGAACGGGGCCUAGACAGAUAUACUUCACCCACCCACCCGGCCCUCAAUCUCCAUGCCAGUCCAAGUCAGUCUCCAUCCAUAGAUCCACCUCGGAUGUGCCAUCACGUGUAGUGUUUUCAUAGCAAUGCUUUCCCAAAUCCAUUUCCUCUGAAACUCUUAAGACGCAAAAGGAGAAUCCUGUGUAAUGUGGUGUUGUUAUAAAGACAGGGUGUUUGUUAUUUAGAGUUGGUGAUGUGGAGUGGUCAAAAUGUUUUCAAGAUCUUGUAAAUAUGAACAGGUUCAACGGUAAUGUUUAGUUCCACGGGAGAUUAAAGCACAGGUGUAUAGUGCUUGUGUCAACCAGCAUUUAGAGCCUUUUGAUGGAAGCAGUUUUUCCAAAAGUAUAAGUAGCGGUAAGAGCAUGGGUCAUGGGAAUUAAACUACGGAAAAGUCUCGAGCCAAAGUGGAAUCGGAGGUAAACAUGGCAGCAACUGGGCUUCACCGACAGUUGUUAUGCACUGCUGGAUCUUUGAAACCGCAGGAUCUGCUGCAAAGCCAGGAUUCCUUUCCAAAUCCUUCCUGAUCCUCUAUAAGGAGCAGAUAUGUUUGCUACAAAUUAGUAUGUAUUUAAAUAAACAAAAUGGAUAUUCAUCAAAAUCCUGACAUACCUGUUCGGCUGCAAAAUGUAUGAGCAUUCAGGCCUUUUUUUAAUGCAUGUUUGUUUUUUUUAACUGCUCUUUGUUUGGUUUAGCAUUUCUCACACUUUUAACAUCAGGGUUGUUUGGUGUUUGUGAAUAGGUGGGCAGUUUUCCAUUAAAAGAUUUUACUUUCAGAGACAAAUAACCACCCUGCGUCCUUACCUCUUGCUAGACUCAAAAAAAAAAAUGUUUUAGUAGACUUUACCAUUGCUUGUCCAUUAAAUAUUCAGUUCUCUUGCCUGCCUUAAACAGGGCUCUAUAGAAGACGAAAUAUUAUUACACUGAACCCCUGAAAUAUCAUAGACAAUCUAGGAGGACCUGAGAACAUGGGGAAACUCCAGAUGAGGUUGCUCACUAACUCAUGGAAUCUGGCGGCUAUUUUGCAUUUUCUCUCUAAGGGAAUUACAAAUGUUAUCAUGCAUUAAAGCUGAGAGGUCCACACUCCAGUUGGUAGAUGAAGCCAUCAUUAGAAGAACCCACAUAAUAAACAAACUGCAGCCACUGAUUCCCUGUGGUCCUUGUAAUACACUUACAUCUAAGCUACAUACCUUGAUGGUAGAUUUCAUUCACAUCUUGAUUUGACCUAAAGCAGACCACAUGAUGAAUAACUGUACAUCUGUUGCUUAGAAAACCUUGUAUUUUAGCUUAACAAUGUGCAACAUUAUACAAAUUGCAGUGCCUAUGACGUGUGAGAUGUUAGGUUUUACUCUUGCUUUAAGCUUUGCAUAUUGUAAAGAUUGGUUUCUUUCUUUUUUCUUUUUUUUAUGUUCUUUUUUUAUUAUUAUUAUUGUGCCUUGUCUGCCCUCACUGUAAUGUUUUUUUUUACAACAUUUGCAUGAUAGACAUCAUGGAUAUACACAAGUUGGCCAGCGUGGUGGAAAGUGCAUCACCUGGACUCCAGGUAUUACAGAAGCUGUGUUUUUGCCGUGUUUUUUAAACCCAUGAUGACAAAAGCAGCCCAUUGCUGGUCCGUCAGCACUUUGUUAACCAGCUCACAACUGGAAACCUGCUACUUAAUCAUGGCUGUGAUUAAAGAGACUGACAUCACUUUAGAUAAAGCACAAGUUUUUUUAAUUAGUAGUUAAUUAUAUAUGUAGUUAUUUUUGUAUCGCUUUCUCUUUAUUUCAUUCUUUUCACGGAUCCCUGUGUUUCCAGGGUUUUGUUAAUUAAAGGUUCUUUUUUUUAUGUUUUCUCAAGCCAAGCACAAGAUACCCAUUUACCAGAUGCUAUUAAGGCUUUAAAUGUCAAAUGAAAGAAUUUGAUUGACUAUAAAUUAUUUCCAUGCCCCAUAUUUGAUUGUUGCUGCUUCUAGCAGCAUUAAAUAGCCUGCACAAGUGCUUGGGCAUACUAAGAAACUAAUUUUUUUGGUUUUGAAUAUUGUUCUACAGACACAAUAUUGCUUUGGAUUCCUUCUUUUAUAUGUUUCUCAUUUUAGAGUCUCAUGUCUUUCUAACUGCCCACUUCAAAGCCUGACAUUCCACUGUAAAUAAUGUAUGUACCUUGGAACCUAGAGUUGGGUUUACUGUAUGUUAUGGGAACAGAAAUGGAGUUUCAAGUGUGGACGUUGACUGCAACAUGAACUAGAAAACAAAUUAUAGACCGCUCAGAUGACUGGAGAUGUAUAGCUUAUCGCCAUAAUCUACUUUGACAUGGACUUGGGUAGAUACGUUUUGAUAUGUUAAUGGGUUCUGUAUAGAGAUGUGGGGCUGAUGCAGCACGAUGACUUUGUACAUAACUGCAACAAAACAAACAAACAAACAAAAAAAACAUAAAACUAAGAAAGAUCUUGUCUUCAUGCAGCCAUGUGAAUGUAUGUCUGCUGAGGUCAGUAAUGGUAUGAAAAAUAUAUAUAUAUUGUUCACAUGUGUUGACCCAGUGAAGUAAACUGUAUUUGCUUUAAAACAUUAAAUGAUUUAAAUGUUCAAA
Carassius gibelio (silver crucian carp) is the source of this 5708-nucleotide messenger RNA. RefSeq names its product nectin-1. The record is from RefSeq and is a predicted model, not a curated record. NCBI's taxonomy places the organism in Eukaryota, Metazoa, Chordata, Actinopteri, Cypriniformes, Cyprinidae. Gene Ontology annotation, cellular component: adherens junction. The transcript has 6 exons. Gene Ontology annotation, biological process: heterophilic cell-cell adhesion; homophilic cell-cell adhesion; protein localization to cell junction. The coding region runs from base 694 to 2199 and encodes 501 amino acids.